GACAAAAGACGAGUCAAUCACUCAAAUAGCAGGACGGAACAGAGGUGAAUCUAGGAAUAUCCCCGCCCAUAGAAAGUGCUGAUUGGAGAAACAUUUGUUUUCUCUACGGCUGGUUGGUGUUAGGAGUGUUUCCCCACCCGGAGAUGUGGUCACGUGACCUGUCAACUUUCACCCAGGAUGUCUCACUCCUGACUUCCCGUUAGCAACCAAGUCGCGGCGCUUGGUUCCCCAGCAACCGGGAGACGCGUCAGCUGCGUGGAAGCAGCGGAGUUCCCAGCGCUUGAGAAGGUGAGACCUGGGAGCUGAGGCUCAGGGAGGACUCGCAGGGACAGACAGCGCCCGACUUAACUCUUUCCUGUGACCCUUUUCUCGGAGAACGCCGUCCCGGCCCUUCUCAUAAAAUGAGCACGAAAAUUCUGGAUCUGUUCUCUGCGACGAGGCUACUCCGUUGAUAGUUGUGUAAAACUCUGCUGCUUUCCCCAGCUCCAACCUCUCUGGUCUUCAACAACACUAUCAUCAGGGAAAACGUGGGAGAAGAUGAACCGGCUGUGUGACUCGAUGGAGCCGAGGGUGAUGGACGAUGACAUGCUCAAGCUGGCUGUCGGGGAGCAGGGCCCCCAGGAGGAGGCCGGGCAGCUGGCCAAGCAGGAGGGCAUCCUCUUCAAGGAUGUCCUGUCCCUGCAGCUGGACUUUCGGAACAUCCUCCGCAUAGACAACCUCUGGCAGUUUGAGAACUUGAGGAAGCUGCAGCUGGACAAUAACAUCAUUGAGAAGAUCGAGGGCCUGGAGAACCUCACACACCUGGUCUGGCUGGAUCUGUCCUUCAAUAACAUUGAGACCAUUGAGGGGCUGGACACACUGGUGAACCUGGAGGACCUGAGCUUGUUCAACAACCGGAUCUCCAAGAUCGACUCCCUGGACGCCCUCGUCAAGCUGCAGGUGUUGUCGCUGGGCAACAACCAGAUUGACAACAUGAUGAACAUCGUCUACCUCCGGCGGUUCAAAUGCCUGCGGACGCUCAGCCUCUCUGGGAACCCUAUCUCUGAGGCAGAGGAUUACAAGAUGUUCAUCUGUGCCUACCUUCCUGACCUCGUGUACCUGGACUUCCGGCGCAUUGAUGACCACACAAAAGAGCUUGCAGAGGCUAAGCACCAGUACAGCAUCGACGAGCUGAAGCACCAGGAGAACCUGAUGCAGGUCCGGCUGCAGGACGAGCGGGCGCGGCAGGAGGAGCUGGAGAAGCACAAGGUGUGUUUCUGCCUGCAGACUGCGUUUGUGGAACACCUGAACGGCUCCUUCCUGUUUGACAGCAUGUAUGCUGAGGACUCAGAGGGCAACAAACUGUCCUACCUGCCUGGUGUCAGUGAGCUCCUUGAGGCCUACAAGGACAAGUUUGUCAUCAUCUGCGUGAACAUUUUUGAGUAUGGCCUGAAACAGCAGGAGAAGCGGAAAGUAGAGCUUGACACCUUCAGUGAAUGUGUCCACGAGGCUAUCCAGGAAAACCAGGAGCAGGGCAAACGCAAGAUUGCCCAGUUCGAGGAGAAGCACUUGUCGAGUUUAAGUGCCAUUCGAGAGGAGUCGGAACUGCCCAACAUUGAGAAGAUGAUCCUGGAAUGCAGCGCUGACGUCAGUGAGUUGUUCAAUGAGCUCAUGAUGCUGGAGAUGCAGCUGGUGGAGCAGCUGGAGGAGACUAUAAACAUGUUUGAAAGGAACAUUGUUGACAUGGUGGGACUGUUUAUCGAAAAUGUCCAAAGCCUGAUGGCCCAGUGCCGGGACCUGGAGAACCACCACCACGAGAAGCUCCUGGAGAUCUCUAUCAGCACCCUGGAGAAGAUUGUCAAGGGCGACCUGGACGAGGACCUGCCUGACGACCUGCGCGCGCUUUUUGUCGAUAAAGAUACGAUUGUUAAUGCUGUCGGGGCAUCGCACGACAUCCACCUUCUGAAGAUUGACAAUCGAGAAGAUGAGCUGGUGACCAGAAUCAACUCCUGGUGUACACGUUUAGUAGACAAGAUUCACAAGGAUGAGAUCAUGAGGAACCGCAAGCGCGUGAAGGAGAUCAAUCAGUACAUCGACCACAUGCAGAGCGAACUGGACAACCUGGAAUAUAGCGACAUCCUAGACUAGAUGAGUGUCAGCCACAGGAGCUUCUUCAAAACAUAGCACCAGCCCUAACCAAGAGAAGGAAGUGCACAUGCCUCACCGAGCACCUCGGGAGAGUUGCUGGGCAUCUCUCAACUACGAUCCCCCACACCAUUCUUGCCCCACCCCUGGAAAAACUUCCAAAAGUAGAGAAAAUAAAGGACUCAUGUCACAUUUCCCCUAUUCAU
This is a messenger RNA of Cercocebus atys (sooty mangabey), 2330 nucleotides long. It is a transcript of the gene DRC3, whose product is annotated as leucine rich repeat containing 48. The record is from RefSeq and is a predicted model, not a curated record. Gene Ontology annotation, molecular function: protein binding. Bases 538 to 2127 code for a protein of 529 amino acids. NCBI's taxonomy places the organism in Eukaryota, Metazoa, Chordata, Mammalia, Primates, Cercopithecidae. The transcript is spliced from 14 exons.